This is a messenger RNA of Penicillium waksmanii, 759 nucleotides long. Its product is annotated as SDR family NAD(P)-dependent oxidoreductase. Lineage: Eukaryota; Fungi; Ascomycota; Eurotiomycetes; Eurotiales; Aspergillaceae. The record is from RefSeq and is a predicted model, not a curated record. The transcript has 3 exons. The coding region runs from base 1 to 759 and encodes 252 amino acids. Gene Ontology annotation, molecular function: oxidoreductase activity, acting on the CH-OH group of donors, NAD or NADP as acceptor.
AUGUCACUUAACGAGAUCCAGGGCAAACUUGCCCUUAUCACCGGCGCAUCGGGCGGUAUCGGAAGCGCAUGCGCCCACCAACUCGCGCAAAGAGGGGUCCAUCUGGCCCUGACUUACUCCAAGAGCCUGGAACCGCUCAAUGCGCUGGUCAUUGAUCUCCGCACCAAGUAUGCCGAGAACAAGAUUCGCAUCUCGAUUCACCAAGUCGACGUAGGAGAUGCCGAUCAGAUCGAGGCCAUGUUCCAGCAAAUUGACACACAACACGGCCACCGACCGGAUAUCCUCAUCUCGAAUGCCGGGUACGGGAAACGGAUGACCAACGUGUGGGAGAUUCCGCUCGAGGAGUUCGAUUACAUGUUGACUGUGAAUCUUCGCGCUUCAUUCAUCCUGGUUAAGGGCGUGGUUGAGCACAUGAAGGAUCAGCGGUGGGGACGUAUCAUUUUCAUGUCUUCCAUUGCUGGUCAAGGAGGAGGUAUCAACGGAUGUCACUAUGCCGCUUCUAAGGGUGGCCUCACCGGAAUGAUGAAGAACCUCUCCAGCCGCCUGGCCGAGUUUAACAUAAGUGUGAACGAUGUCGCCCCUGCCAUGAUCGGUGAAACGGGUAUGAUCCCGAAUGCUGCGGCUAUUCCAGAGGUCGCAGCUGGUAUUCCUUUGCAGCGCCUUGGAACACCAGAGGAGACGGCUAAUGUCGUGACUAUGUUGGCUACUACAGGAUACAUGACGGGCCAGAGCCUGUUGCUGGCAGGAGGGCUGAAAUAG